This is a messenger RNA of Neltuma alba, 399 nucleotides long. RefSeq lists its product as uncharacterized. Lineage: Eukaryota; Viridiplantae; Streptophyta; Magnoliopsida; Fabales; Fabaceae. The transcript has a single exon. The record is from RefSeq and is a predicted model, not a curated record. The coding region runs from base 1 to 399 and encodes 132 amino acids.
AUGACAGGCAUUGGAAGAUCAAUUAGAGCUAAGAAGUUGACUCCUAGAUUCAUGGGUCCUUAUGAAAUUCUAGAAAGAGUUGGGCCGGUAGUCUACAUGAUUGCUUUGCCCCCUCAGUUGGCCAAUGUUCAUAAUGUAUUUCAUGUAUCACAGUUGAAAAAAUAUCAUCCAGACCCCUCCCACAUCAUUGAACCCGAGGAGAUAGAGAUUUGGGAAAAUAUGACCCACAAUGUGGAACCAGAAAGAAUCGUAGAUGCUAGGGAUAAACAAUUAAGAAACAAAACCAUGCGACUUGUUAAGGUUGUAUGGAGGGGAAUGACCCCAGGGGAUGCUACUUGGGAAACCGAAGAAAAUAUGAAACACGAACAUCCCUACUUGUUUGUUUCGGUAUGUGUUUAG